UCCGCUACUGCGUGUGAAAAGUUAGUUGAAAUCUCGGAGAAGUUUGGCUUUGCAGGGACUUUAAACGCUACUUUACACGAUCAUAUCAAUACGUUCAUGAUCAGUUUCUGAGUCGGAAGAGGAGCAGAAUAUAGGUUUACUUACCGGGCACUUUUUUUAAACGCUAAGCAUGUCGACGGGCGCCUUGUACAAUGACCAAGGAGGAGCGGAGGCUGCCGUGGAAGCGGGUCAGGAGAGCACCCCGACCUCCUCCAGCGCCGGAGCUGCCUUUGGACUCUUCAGCACUGACUUCAAAAAGAACGAAGACCUCAAAGAGAUGUUGGAGAGCAACAAGGAGUCGCUCAAGCUGGAGGCCAUGAAAAGGAUUGUCGGGCUGAUUUCCAAAGGGAAAAACUCAUCGGAGCUGUUUCCUGCUGUCGUGAAGAACGUUGCGAGUAAGAACAUCGAGCUUAAGAAGCUUGUAUAUGUGUACCUGGUGAGGUACGCAGAGGAGCAGCAGGACCUGGCUUUGCUGUCCAUCAGCACCUUCCAACGGGCCCUGAAGGACCCAAACCAGUUCAUCCGGGCCAGCGCACUGAGAGUCUUGUCCAGCAUCCGGGUCCCCAUCAUCGUCCCCAUCAUGAUGCUGGCCAUCAAGGAGGCGGCGGCUGACCUGUCCCCGUAUGUCAGGAAGACGUCGGCCCACGCUAUCCAGAAGCUUUACAGCCUGGAUGCAGAGCAGAAAGAGCAGCUGAUUGAAGUGAUAGAGAAACUGCUCAAAGACAAAAGCACACUGGUGGCCGGCAGCGUGGUGAUGGCUUUCGAGGAAGUGUGUCCGGAUCGCAUCGACCUGAUCCACAAGAACUACAGGAAGCUGUGCAACCUGUUGGUGGACGUGGAGGAGUGGGGCCAGGUGGUCAUCAUCUCCAUGCUGACGCGCUACGCCAGGACGCAGUUCACCAGCCCCUGGAAGGAGGGUGCCGCGUUCGAUGAGAACAACGAGAAGGCGUUCUACGACUCUGACUCCGAGGAGAGAAAAGAGCAGACGGAGGCCAAGCCCUACGUCAUGGAUCCAGAUCACAGACUGCUGCUCAGGAACACCAAACCUCUGCUGCAGAGCAGGAACACCGCCGUGGUGAUGUCCGUCGCUCAGCUCUACUGGCAUUUGGCCCCAAAGCACGAAGUCAGCAUCGUCACGAAGUCGCUGGUUCGGCUGCUGAGGAGCCAUAGAGAGGUGCAAUACAUCGUGCUUCAGAAUAUAGCCACGAUGUCCAUUCAGAGGAAGGGGAUGUUCGAGCCCUUCAUGAAGAGCUUCUAUGUGAGAUCGACAGACGCCACGCAUAUCAAAACACUGAAGCUGGAGAUCCUGACCAACCUCGCCAAUGAAGCCAACAUCUCCACUAUUCUGAGGGAGUUUCAGACCUACGUGAAGAGUCAGGACAAGGCGUUCGCGGCGGCCACCAUCCAGGCCAUCGGCCGCUGCGCCACCAACAUCUCCGAGGUGACCGACACCUGCCUCAACGGUCUGGUGUUGCUGCUUUCCAACAGAGACGAGACUGUGGUGGCCGAGAGUGUGGUGGUGAUCAAGAAGCUGCUCCAGACUCAGCCCACCGAGCACGGCGAGAUCAUCAAACACAUGGCCAAGCUGUUCGACAACAUCACCGUCCCCAUGGCCCGAGCCAGCAUCCUGUGGCUGAUGGGGGAGUACUGCGAGAGGGUGCCGAAAAUUGCACCUGACGUCCUCCGUAAGAUGGCGAAGAGUUUCACAGCGGAGGAGGACAUCGUGAAGCUGCAGACGGUCAACCUAGCAGCCAAACUCUACCUGACCAACUCCAAGCAGACCAAGCUGCUGACCCAGUACAUCCUGAACCUCGGCAAAUACGACCAGAACUACGACAUCAGAGACCGAACGCGCUUCAUCAGGCAGCUGAUAGUGCCCAACGAGAAGAGCGGCGCCCUCAACAAGUACGCCCGGCGCAUCCUGCUGGCCCCCAAACCGGCCCCCGUGCUCGAGUCUGCCUUCAAAGAUCGAGACCGUUUCCAGCUGGGCACGCUCUCCCACAGCCUCAACAGCAAAGCUGUCGGAUACCAGGAGCUCUCUGAUUGGCCGGCCGUCGCUCCUGACCAAUCUGUGAGGAACGUGGAGGUCGUUGAGCCCGUCAAAGAGUGGACGCCGCUGGCCGGGAAGGCCAAGCAAUCCAAAUCUGACGACAAGUUCUACUCGGACGACGAAGAGGAGAAAGAUGAGGAAGGAUCGGAGAGCAGUGGCAGUGAGGACAGCAGCAGCAGCAGCAGCAGCAGCAGCAGUGAGUCAGGCAAUGAGAGCGAGGAGGAAAGCAGCGACGAGUCGGAAAAGACCUCCAGUGAUUCUGGACAGAGUUCCAGCGGAUCAGAGAAGAGCUCCAGUGAAUCUGAGGCCGAACAGAAGAAGAAGAAGAAAAAGACCAAGAAGGCACCGCAGAGGAAGAGUGAGCCGACUGCCGCCAACAGUGACUCGGAUGAAAACGGCAACGGACCGGUAACCCGAGCCAGCAGCUCGUCACCCGAAAGCUCCUCCGGCUCGGAGACGGACUCUGAGGACGACUCUGAUUCGGACCCCGUCACGCCACAGAAGAAGAAGAAGAGGAGCGGUGCGAUGUCCGAACCCUCGAAGGUGGGAGUGAAGUCCAAGAAGGAAGUCUCCUUACUGGACCUCGAUGACUUUUCUCCUGCACCGACCAACGCUUCCAAGUAUUCAGCCCUCUCCUCGAGCCUCCUGUCCGACCUCGAGGGCCUCUCUCUCUCCAACGUCUCCUCCACCCUGCAGGUCGCCGCUCCGUCUUUCGGCCCCGUGAAAACCCACGAGCUGCUUCACCAUAUGACGGGAAAAGGGCUGUCAGCCAAGUACCACUUCCCCAGGCAGCCCUGUUUGUACCAGCCAAGCAUGGUGGCUGUACAGGUCAUACUGACCAACAGCUCAGACCACGGCCUGGAGGAGAUCCAUGUCGGAGACCAAAGCCCAGCGAGCCUCGACAUCCACUGCUUUAACACCAUCGAGCGGCUGGAGCCAGAGGCCUCGGUGACGGUUUCCAUGGGUAUUGACUUCAGCGACUCGACACAAGCGGCCAACUUCCAGUUGUGCACCAAGGAGGACCGCUUCAGCGUGUCCAUCCAGCCGGCCGUGGGAGAGCUGUUGAUGCCCAGCACCAUGACAGAGCAGGACUUCUGCAAGGAGCAAGGUAAGCUCCUGGGCAUGAAUGAGACCUCGGCAACUGUCACCAUGGCAACAGCAAACACCUCCAGCCAGGCCAUCAGCAAGCAGGUCCUGUCCGUGGCCAACGUGGGGGUGGUUUCAUCCGGCCAGAACAAGCUCCACAGGUUCGCCGGGCGGACGGUCAGCAGCGGAGCCCUGGUCCUGGUUUCGCUGGAGCAGAAGGAGUCCUCCGCGGCCCUGCUCACCAUCAACACGGAGAAGAGCGUCAUGGCGUCCAUGUUGCUCCGAGACCUCAAACAAGCCCUCGCCCAGGCGUAGAGUCCCCCUCCUCUUCCUCCAUACUUUCUUUAGUGCAGGUAAAAGGGGGGGGGGGGGGCGACACUGAAUUAAAGAUUUCAUAGAUCUUAUUUCUGUGGUUCAGGAGAGUUCAGGCACUUUUUUUCCGAAAAACUUUUGUGCUCACAGAGAAUGAACCGGAAACAACAGAAGAGCGCUCAUGCUGCUUUUCUUAUUAUUAUUAUGGUCUGUGGGUUCGGAAAGGAUUGUCCCGAAUCGUCAGAAUAACUCUGUGAAGUCUUGAAUGAAGUGAGGAUCCCCGUGAAAACUCACAGAAGGCAUCGUAGCAGUGGUUCAAAAUAUUAUCGGCGGCACCGCCCCACCUUAAAAAAUGUCCAAGCAGCUUUACGAACCUCUGGAAGCUGCUGCAACACCACGCCGGCCUCUCUGAUGCAGCCUUUACACUGCCCCCAAACCACGUUUAACAAAGUGCCUUCUACGUGAAAUUAAUCAAGCUUCAGACUCAAAUCUGCGAAGUCUUUUUUAUCUGUAUCGCUUUGGCUGAACAAUAAAAAGUGAAUUUA
This is a messenger RNA of Chelmon rostratus (copperband butterflyfish), 4032 nucleotides long. RefSeq names its product adaptor related protein complex 3 subunit beta 1a (gene ap3b1a). The record is from RefSeq and is a predicted model, not a curated record. The coding region runs from base 170 to 3490 and encodes 1106 amino acids. The transcript has 27 exons. NCBI's taxonomy places the organism in Eukaryota, Metazoa, Chordata, Actinopteri, Chaetodontiformes, Chaetodontidae. Gene Ontology annotation, cellular component: AP-3 adaptor complex; membrane coat; clathrin adaptor complex. Gene Ontology annotation, biological process: intracellular protein transport; vesicle-mediated transport; anterograde synaptic vesicle transport.